AAUAAGAGAAAGCAACAAGUGAAUUCAGCCUAGAAUGAAACCACUUUUAGGCUUCAAAACUUUCACCGGUCUCUGACGACGACAACGGUAGCAUCAGGAUAUGAAGAAUGGAGAGCAGAAUCAGGUUUUUAUCUUUUUAAUUUCUUUGUGGAGCCUUUUGCUUUAAAUUUUGGCAUAGUUAAUCGAGAGCUUUUAGGAUUUGCUUCUUAAUGUUCAAUUAAACAAAUACUUUUAAGUUUUAUUUAAAAGUUUUAAUUAAAAAAAAGUCAAAAGACAAAUUGGUUGGGAAUCCAAUUGGCUACUGAUAUGUUUAUUUUUUCUUCAGAGAUUUUUACAUUGUAGGUCUUUAAUUAAGGAUUAUACUAAGUAAUAUUACCUUUGAAUUAUUUCAAAAUAACAGAUUUAUUAACUAUUAUAGCACAAAAUUGCUUACGUGUAAUAGAUGAUAGAUGUAGAAAGCAAUUAAUUAUCCUUAUAUUAAGGGAUCAAUUUAUUCCUUUUUCAAUCUCAUGAUUCUAAUAUUAGUAGUCUUCUUAAUGAGCAAUGAGCAAUAAAAUAGGAAAGGUGAGGUAGUGCUGCUCUUUAAAAAUGUUACAAAUGUUAAUAAAUAGCAGGCGCGUGUGCAACAACUUGGAAUCGAACCUCUGUGCCCAGCUGCUCCGUGUGAACACCCUACACUGCUGAUGUACCUGUCCAGAUGUUUCAAGAGUGUUCAAAACGUUAUAUCUAAUCAUAUGAGUAAUAUUUACCUAUAUACACUAUAAUUUUCCUGCGAAGGGUGUUCGCUUGAACACCCUUGCUAGGACGUAGCUCUGCGCUGCAUGAGGUCUCAGGUUCAAUUCCUAGCAGACACAAAAACAUUCGGUGAUUUCUUCCCGUUUGUUCUAGCCUUCCUGGAUAGAGGAGGUGGCUGGUAUCCAAUGGAAUUAGUUGAGGUGCGCCCAAGAAAAUCCUGACACCACAGUUAUUAAAACAAAAAAGAUUAAAGAGGUGUAAUGUACAAAAACGUGAUUGAUCCCAUGGAUGAUGUUUGAAUUGUCAACUUAUUGAAUAUAGAAAGAAACACUUUUUUUAGGAUGGAGCAAGAAGGAAAGUAAGACACUUAAAUUGAGACGGAGCGAGUAUUUCCUUGGAUUUUUCUAUUGAGGGUAAAAUUGGUACCUUAACUAUUUCAUACCAGUUUUUGGAUACUGCAAACUGCCUAAAAUGUCUUCUCCAAAUAAUUUUGGCGAAGAGUUUCUCUUUCUUGUGAUGUAGAAGAUGUCUUAGCUAUAUUCCAAUUCUUACUCUAUAUCCGGCACUUGGCCCAGAUCAGCAUCAAGGUGUGUGUUAACACAAAAGGAGUGAUAGUUUAGGUAGGUAAAUGAAGCAACGGUCAGUUGAGUUAUGAUAGGUGAUAGUUUAGGUAGGUAAAGUGAUGAUUUUCAUAUGCAAAUGGUUUCUUGAUUAUAACCCCUCUUAACUGAGAAACGGUAAUGGAAUAAGCUUCCUUUCCUUAGGUGACGAUCCCUAGUGAAGAUUUAUAUGCAUUUUGCGUUUAACAAUUUCAUAAAUCAAUUGUCAUCUUAGUUUUAGAGGAAAUAGGAUAGUGCAUCUUCAUGUUCCUUGUUACAGAAUGAUAAACAUUACCUGUUUCAAAUUUUGGAACCAUGAGUUUCCUGUGGAAUAUCCUGGAUAACUUGCAGAUGCAGAUUCAACAUUCUAGUGAUACAUAUGGGAGCUUUAUGAAAUGCCAAAUUAUGUCCUUAAGAUAUUUCUUACAUUGUUAAAAAAGUUUUGUAAAACUACCUGUUCAAUUUUAUUUUUUAAUUAUAAAACUUGUUCUGUUCAAAAAGAACCAAAAAACGAUCUUAGUUUUAUUGUCAUCUUCAUCAAUUCUGUGAGAACUCCAAUAGAGAUCUUGUUGCUUGGUGUCCUCAAAAAGCACAAAGAUCAAUAAGAGAGUGGAUAUCCCUGAGAUGUCUCAGAUGGCCAUUCAUCCUCGUCUCUUGAGCUUUAUUUUACCAGCAAUCUGCUAGGAAGGCCUUGUAAACAGAGAAAGAGAAGGAGAGCAGGCAGCAAGUAGAGUCUUCCCUGUCAAAAGUGGAGCAAUCACCGGCGAAAUCAAUGCAUGAUGCACUUUCUCCGUUGAUGAAGGCAUUGGUUGCAAAUGACCUCUUGAGGCAUUCUGAUCUUGAUGUGAAGGUCGCAGUUGCUUCUUGUAUAAGUGAGAUAACUAGAAUUACUGCACCAGACGCUCCUUAUGAUGAUGACAAAAUGAAGGAUAUCUUUCAAUUAAUUGUAUCAUCCUUUGAGAAUAUAAAUGACCAGUCCAGCAGAUCAUUUAAUAAGAGGGUGUUGAUCCUUGAGACAGUGGCCAAGGUCAGGUCAUGUGUUGUCAUGCUGGAUCUAGAAUGUGAUAGGCUCAUUACUGAGAUGUUUCAGCACUUUCUAAAAGCUAUAAGAGAGGAUCACUCUGAGAAUAUUUUCUCAUCCAUGGCAACAAUAAUGACUCUUGUGCUGGAAGAAAGUGAAGAAAUAUCCUUGGAAUUGCUCACCCCUCUAUUGGCUAGUGUUAAGAAGGACAAUGAGGAGGUUGCGCCAAUUGCUAAAAGGUUGGGAGAGACGGUUUUUGCAAACUGUGCAACGAAGCUUAGGCCUUACUUGCCGCAAGCGGUAGAAUCAUUGCAAAUCUCUUUAAAUGAGUACAAUAAAAUUGUUACUUCAGUGUUGGAAGGGACUCUUCCAACUGUUGAUGGUAUCAAUGAUAGUGCUCCUAAGGACCAAUUGGUCACUGAGAGCAAGUUGGCUGAACUUCUAGAGGCUGGUCAGGCAACUCAGGUUGGUGGGGGCAAAGUCGCUACAGCAUCUUCAGAUGAAGCAGGCCAGAUGGCUGAGAGCGCAAGGGAGGAGGCAUGUUCGGAAGAUAUUGACCCUGCUGUUAAUAGAUCUCCCAAAUCAAUCACAAGUAAUGGUGUUGGUCUGGAGAAUGUGGGAUCGGCUGCUGAAACACAAUCGUUGAUGAAGGCUGGAGAUAAUGAUGGGGCGGAUCUGCAUGGUGCUUCAAAGAUACCAUCCAAAUCUGAAUCUGAUGAUUCAAGGGUUGAAAAAUCUACAAAGUCAGAGCCCAAGUCAGAACAAACUGCUAACAAAAAAGGAAGGAAGACAAACUCUUCAAUAAACUCUGCAGAAUCUUCUCACCAAGCUCCUGACGACAGUGAAAAAGAAGCUGAGAAGCUUCAAGAUCAUCAGAAUGAUAGAGACAAAGAUGAUCAAAGUUCGGCUUCUGAAGAUCCAGCGGUUGAGCAGUCUAAAUCUUUGGAGAAGGAACCAGAAACUACUCUUCAACACUCUGCACCCAAAGAAUCUGAGGUGGAAGCUGUGAAUGUUGCAACUUCAUCCCCAGGUCCUGAUGAGAGUGCACCAAAGAAGGUUGGUCGGGCAAAAGAGGACAGCUUAAAUCAAGAAGAGUGUGUGUCUAAGGAGGAGGAAUCUGAAGCUACAAGUGACUUGGAAGUUAAGCAGGAGAGACGACCUUUGAAGAAAACUCCUUUAGAGCCUUGUCGCAAGGAGAAAAGUGGAUCAACUGGUGAUGCAGAGACUAAAAAGCAGAAGCAAUCGGGUAAGAAGAUUGAUACCAAGAAUAAGAGUCGUGUUGGUCAAUCUGCGAGAAAUAAAGAAGAUGGCAAAAAGCGUGGACAUGGAAAAGCUAGUGUGGAGAUAGUGCCUUCACAAGAGUCUCCUGAUCACUCUGCUAAACAUGAUGAUGAUGUUAAUGAAGAGGAAAUUCCCAGGGCGACUGCUAAAAGAAAACGUUCUUCUUCAGGCAAGGGCAGGGAGAGAGUGCCUCCACCAGUGUCUCCCGAUAACUCUGCUAAACAUGAAAGUGAUGAGGAGGAAACACCCAUGGCUAGUGCAAAGAGAAAGCGUUCUUCUUCAGGCAAGGGCAGGGAGAGUGUGCCUACAGCAGUGUCUCCCGAUAACUCUGCUAAACAUGAAAGUGAUGAGGAGGAAACACCCCUGACAAGUGCAAAGAGAAAGCGUUCUUCAGUCAAGGUCAGGGAGAGAGUGCCUAAACCAGAGUCUCCCGAUAACUCUGCUAAACAUGAAAGUGAUGAGGAGGAAACACCCAUGACAAGUGCAAAGAGUAAGCGUUCUUCAGGCAAGGACAGGGUAACAGAGACUACGCGAUAUGAUGAGAACCUGGUUGGUAAAAAAAUCAAAGUUUUGUGGCCAUUGGAUGAUGUAUAUUAUGAAGGCAUUGUUAGCAAGUUUGAUUCUGCCAAGAAGAAGUUCACAGUUCACUACAUUGAUGGAGAGGUGGAAGUAUUAAAUCUCGAGAAGGAACGGUGGGAACUUGUUGGAGAUGAUAAUAUGUCAGAAGAGGAGCAAGUAGCAGGUGUUGAUGCAGCUUCUGACAGGCAUAAGAAGAAAAAACUUAGAAAUGCUGAACCAUCAGCGAAGCACAAAAAAAUGGAGGCUUCAUCCAAAAGCAAGUCAAAAGAGACAACAAAAAAAUCUGGACAGAAAUCCAAGGGUAAGCUCAACAUGAAAGAUGGCACCUCAAAAUCUGGCGGGAGAACUGACGACACACCCGGCAGUAAGUCUGGGGUCCAUCCUAAAAGGAGCACUGGCAAAUCUGUUGAUACUGAAAAGCCAUCUGCCAGGUCUAAAGAUGUUAGUAGUGGUACUCCCAAAUCCAAGUCCAGGCAAGAUACCCCAUCAACGAGUGCCAGCAAGUCCAAGCAGGAAACUGUUAAAGCUGUCAUGAAGUCCAAAAGUAAUACUUCUCAAAGUGGCGGUAAGGCCAGUGCCAAUGGCAAGGAGAAGCUAAAAUCUAGUUCGUCAAAGGUUAAAGAAAGUGGGCACCUGAAGGAAAAAGCUAUUAACUCAGCAAAAACCCCUGAUAGCAGCAAAGAGAAAUUCUCUAGUGCAUCGAAGGAACGAGAAAAUGAGUCCAAGAGCGGAAAGAAGCGAGGGAGAGGAAAAAAUUGAUUAUUUGUUGCACAUCUGGUGAUAGUGGAGCUUCUCUUUUAGUGCCUAUGGCACAUUCAUGCACCCGUUGCGGCUCAUGGUGUCUAUUAUUUGCUAUCUGGCACAAUGUAGAGGCGCAGCUUGCAACUGUCUUAGGUUCUUAGUUAUGGUUGUACUAGGUCGCUGGGUAGUUUUGUCAGUUUAAAGCAUAUUGGUAGAUGUAAUUGGUUAGAUUUAUCAUUUUGGUUGCUAGUUGGAUUCACUUUCUAUUACUUUUAUAACUCUGUAGCAUAGGAAGAAGAUGUCCUGUCGAUGAGGAGUUUAUGGAUGUGUAAGUUAGAUCAUUAAUUACUAGUUUUUGUCCUUGUAGCUGGCAAAUCAGGCUCUACCUGUAUGUUUGGAAGUCAAAUUCAUACCUUAUCAGAUAUUACUCGGUUUGCUUGCUGGA
Molecule: messenger RNA, 5401 nt
Organism: Lycium barbarum (goji berry)
Lineage: Eukaryota; Viridiplantae; Streptophyta; Magnoliopsida; Solanales; Solanaceae
Product: sister chromatid cohesion protein PDS5 homolog C
Exons: 18
Coding region: 2107-4974 (955 amino acids)
Biological process (GO): mitotic sister chromatid cohesion; DNA repair
Cellular component (GO): nucleus; chromatin
Source: RefSeq, a predicted model, not a curated record